Salvelinus fontinalis (brook trout) is the source of this 1580-nucleotide messenger RNA. RefSeq names its product beta-tubulin family protein (gene tubb4ba). The record is from RefSeq and is a predicted model, not a curated record. Lineage: Eukaryota; Metazoa; Chordata; Actinopteri; Salmoniformes; Salmonidae. Gene Ontology annotation, molecular function: GTPase activity; GTP binding; structural constituent of cytoskeleton. The coding region runs from base 97 to 1434 and encodes 445 amino acids. Gene Ontology annotation, biological process: microtubule cytoskeleton organization; mitotic cell cycle. The transcript has 4 exons. Gene Ontology annotation, cellular component: cytoplasm; microtubule.
GAAUCGCGUAUUCUUCUUUCUUGUUUCAGAGUGUUUCCGACAGAGGCAGUUAUACUUCACCUGUGUUUAAAAAAAAAAUUGAUUAAUUCACUCAAAAUGAGGGAAAUUGUGCAUUUGCAGGCGGGUCAGUGCGGCAACCAAAUUGGAGCAAAGUUCUGGGAAGUGAUUAGUGACGAACAUGGCAUCGACCCCACUGGCACAUACCAUGGGGACAGUGACCUUCAGCUGGAGAGAAUUAAUGUGUAUUACAAUGAAGCCACGGGAGGCAAGUAUGUCCCCCGUGCGGUGUUAGUGGACUUGGAGCCUGGUACAAUGGACUCUGUGAGGUCGGGUCCCUUUGGACAGAUCUUCCGACCAGACAACUUCGUCUUCGGCCAAAGUGGAGCUGGAAACAACUGGGCCAAGGGCCACUACACAGAGGGAGCAGAGCUGGUGGACUCUGUUUUGGAUGUGGUGAGGAAAGAGGCAGAGAGCUGUGACUGUCUACAGGGUUUCCAGCUCACCCACUCCCUGGGUGGGGGCACAGGCUCGGGCAUGGGCACCCUGCUCAUCAGCAAAAUCCGCGAGGAGUACCCCGACCGCAUCAUGAACACAUUCAGUGUGGUGCCCUCGCCCAAAGUAUCAGACACUGUGGUGGAGCCCUACAAUGCCACCCUGUCAGUCCACCAGCUAGUAGAGAACACCGACGAGACCUACUGUAUUGACAACGAGGCUCUGUAUGACAUCUGCUUCCGUACCCUUAAACUUACCACGCCCACCUAUGGCGACCUCAACCACCUGGUGUCAGCCACCAUGAGCGGGGUCACCACUUGCUUGCGCUUCCCUGGCCAGCUCAAUGCUGACCUCCGCAAACUGGCUGUCAACAUGGUGCCCUUCCCCCGUCUCCACUUCUUCAUGCCAGGCUUCGCCCCUCUGACCAGCAGGGGGAGCCAGCAGUACAGGGCCCUCACUGUGCCCGAGCUCACCCAGCAGAUGUUCGAUGCCAAGAACAUGAUGGCAGCUUGCGACCCACGUCACGGCCGUUACCUCACCGUAGCUGCAGUGUUCAGGGGCCGCAUGUCCAUGAAGGAGGUGGACGAGCAGAUGCUCAACGUCCAGAACAAGAACAGCAGCUACUUUGUCGAAUGGAUCCCCAACAACGUCAAGACCGCUGUCUGCGACAUUCCUCCCCGCGGCCUCAAGAUGGCCGCCACCUUCAUCGGCAACAGUACGGCCAUCCAGGAGCUGUUUAAGCGCAUCUCCGAGCAGUUCACCGCCAUGUUCCGCCGUAAGGCCUUCCUCCAUUGGUACACCGGGGAGGGUAUGGACGAGAUGGAGUUCACUGAGGCUGAGAGCAACAUGAAUGACCUGGUGUCUGAGUACCAGCAGUACCAGGACGCCACCGCCGAGGAGGAGGGAGAGUUUGAGGAGGAAGGAGAGGAGGAGCUGGCGUAAAGAUGUGUCAUGUGUACUUCACAUGCCUUACUGACAUUUUUCAGUGUCCUGUUUGUCUUGUCUGUCCCUUUUCACCGUGGCCUUCUCAAGCUGUCAACUUCCAGCUUUUGAACCAAAUCUUUAUUAAAGGCAUAACUUUGAUAGCA